AUGGGCAGAACGAGCCCAGUACAGGCUGCUGUGGUGGAAGCUAUUGCGAGGUGCCAGUUUCCACCCUUCCUGAGCUACCCUGAAAUGAUUUCUGGUACACUACUGUCUGAAUGGUUUGGAUUCCCUACCCUUACAUGGGCUCCAGAGUGCCUGGAGCCCAACCGCAAACCCAAAUGUGUUGUGAUAGCCUGCCGUUGUGUGCUCAAGGUAAAGCAGUACAAACAACUUACCGUCGAGGACGUGGAACACCGAACGGUACUGUAUUACGCGCGCUACCAAUGCACUGGCGGGGCGAAGAAGUCUUUUUCUACCAUCAGUGACGCAUAUCUGUCGUCAUCUAAGUU
Molecule: messenger RNA, 344 nt
Organism: Phytophthora nicotianae INRA-310
Lineage: Eukaryota; Oomycota; Peronosporomycetes; Peronosporales; Peronosporaceae
Exons: 1
Source: RefSeq, a predicted model, not a curated record